Echinostoma caproni is the source of this 216-nucleotide messenger RNA. The record is from the annotation of a GenBank genome assembly. Lineage: Eukaryota; Metazoa; Platyhelminthes; Trematoda; Plagiorchiida; Echinostomatidae.
AUGCGGACCAAACGUCCGGUACGAGUGGUUCUGGGGUUUGAACCAGCUAAAGCAGAACGCAGUGGAGGCGUUCCUGAAGUGAAGGGUAAUGUGGCCGGGGUGGGAGGAAUGGUCGAAUUUCGUAUGGUCAACAAUGGGGUGGGGGCUAUCGGUGUGGUGGUGUCCGUGGCCCUGGGGUUCGAAGGGGUUGUCGCGACGGUUGUUGCGUCUAUGUAA